Molecule: messenger RNA, 1101 nt
Organism: Trichobilharzia szidati
Lineage: Eukaryota; Metazoa; Platyhelminthes; Trematoda; Strigeidida; Schistosomatidae
Source: the annotation of a GenBank genome assembly
CGUGAUUCGACUGUGUGUUAAUUUUAUCAUUUAUCACUCGCUGUAAGGAAGGGUCCAAAAUCCAUUUCGACGUUAGUAUAAAACGUGCUGAGAGUUGAGUGAGAAAGAUAUUGACGAAGACAAAAUAAUCAUGCUGUUCACUUCUGUGUUAUUCCUGAUUGUAUUUCUGCUCGCCAACUCGAAAUAUACACUCGCAUUAGUCCCGAAACCGUCACAUUACAACAGGAGUUCGACAGCCUGUUAUUUACAGCGUCCACUCAACUACCAGAAUGACUACCCAGCAUGCUUUGUACUCACAGACUAUCUGAAGAGAUUUCAACGUCGACUAGCACUGCAACAUCCGCGAAUCUCUCAGCAACAUGAGAUAAAAUGCAACAUAAGCGAAUUGAAAAUCAAAAUAGACGAUGGAUGUGACGAAAGUAAAAAUAAAUUAUGGCCAAAUGUUUCCAUGGAUGAAUCAUACUAUAUAACCAUAAGAGAUACUGAAAUAAACAUACUUUCCAUGGAAGUUUGGGGUGUAAUACAUGCGCUUGAAACAAUACUUCAGUUGGUAUACAAGGGUAAAUUUGGAGGAAAUGUGGUAUUUCAAGGUGAUAUAAUAGAUGAACCAGAAUUCUCACACCGUGGAUUGUUGAUAGAUACUGCGAGGAACUUCAUGUCAGUUGAAAUCCUACGGAAAAUGAUAGAUAUCAUGGCUAUUGUUAAAAUGAAUGUCCUUCAUUGGCAUAUCACAGAUGACCAAUCUUUUCCCUUUGUCUCAACCACCUAUCCAGAACUGUCAGACAAGGGUGCAUAUCAUCCACAAAAGUGUACAUAUGACGAAGAAGAAGUAUCUGAUUUAUUGGAAUACGCCCGUCUCCGUGGAGUCCGGAUCAUUCCAGAAUUUGAUACUCCAGCACAUAUGUUGUCAUGGGGAAAAGCAUAUCCAGACAUACUGACAAAAUGUUAUAAUGAUUCCAAGCCAAACGGGAAAUUCGGUCCACUGAAUCCAGCCAAUGAAUCCACGUAUGAGUUUUUGAAGCAAUUCUUCAAAGAAGUCAUUGGUAGAUUUCAUGACAGUUAUAUUCAUCUUGGCGGCAACGAGGUAGAUUAUGAAUGCUG